UCUCUACUGUAUGGGCAUGGCCUCACAGAGAGUCUUAGACAGUUUGCAGAUCAAGGCAUUUGCUGAUGUACUAACAUUAAACAAAAUCGUAAGACAGUAGCAGUGUUUAAAUAUGCACAAAUAGAUUCAGAUCACUUGAUCUUUAGCUUUCUGUGCAUAUUUUAAAAUUGGAGUCUGUAUUUCAAGACAAAUGGUAAAAUGUAAGACUUAUUUAAAGAGAACUACAAGUUCUUUGAUUUCAUUUAGAAAUUGUAGGGGUCCAGUUGAGCCCUAAUUAGGCAUAUUUUUUGUAAAACUCCAUGAGGUGUAUUUCCAAGGCAGGUCUGUGUCCUGCAAGGUCUGUACUUUUACCAUUAGUGAUAAUAGUUAGGGUUAGAACAAAGACAGAGUUGACAUUCAGCUUGUAGCUACUGACCCUUACAUUUAAGUGAAGGAGUACAGAAUGAACAUGAGCUUGCUGUGCUCUUUGGUAGGAAUACAUCCUUGUCUGUGUUGGUAGACAGAUAUAGCAUCGACAACUAGAGAACAGGCUACUAAAGUACUACGGUGUUUUAAAAAAUUAGUUGUUUUAUUUGUGAUAUGACAUAUUUCCUAAAGGUUGCCCACAACAGGACCUUGUGGGAAAGAAGAAAGCAACAACUUUAGUCAUUAAAGGAUUCAGUCAUUUUCCUUGAAGGUGGUGCUACAGUAAAAUGUUAAUGCCAAUUUCACAUCGACUGACACAGAAGUUCUAGGACAGUGUUGAUAUUUUGUUCGCAUUCAGUGCAGAUGUCCAUUCUGCAUUUGAAGAGAAAAGGAUGUGGAUUCAUAAUGGGGAGGGAAGAAGCAUGUCCCGUCUGUCUCUAACACGGUCCCCAGUUUCUCCCCUGGCUGCUCAAGGAAUUCCUCUCCCAGCUCAACUCACCAAAUCCAAUGCUCCUGUGCACAUAGAUGUAGGAGGACACAUGUACACCAGCAGCCUGGCUACCUUGACAAAGUAUCCAGAUUCCAGGGCUUGUCUACAUUACCCGCUGGAUCGAUGGGCAGCGAUCAAUUCCAGCGGGGGUCGAUUUAUCGCGUCUAGACUAGACGCGAUAAAUCGACCGCCAAGCACUCUCCCAUGGACUCCAGUACUCCACCAGGGCGAGAGGCGCAGGCGGAGUCGACGGGAGAGCGUCAGCCAUCGACUCACCGCAGUGAAGACACCGCGAAUAAGUCGUCUGUUUAAUGGCACAGAGCCUAUUGUCUUGGACAGUUUAAAACAACAUUAUUUCAUUGAUCGAGAUGGUGAAAUUUUCAGAUACAUAUUAAGUUUCCUAAGGACAUCUAAACUGCUACUCCCAGAUGACUUUAAGGACUUUAAUCUUUUAUAUGAAGAAGCAAAGUAUUACCAGCUGCAGCCAAUGAUUAAGGAACUUGAGCGAUGGAAACAAGAGAAAGAACAAAGGAAACAUUUCCAGCCUUGCGAUUGCCUGGUCGUAAGAGUGACUCCAGAUCUCGGGGAAAGGAUUGCACUGAGUGGGGAGAAAGCUUUAAUAGAAGAGAUCUUCCCUGAGACUGGGGAUGUCAUGUGCAACUCUGUAAAUGCAGGUUGGAACCAAGACCCAACCCAUGUUAUUAGGUUUCCUUUGAAUGGAUACUGCCGGUUGAAUUCAGUGCAGGUGCUAGAAAGAUUGUUUCAGAAGGGAUUUAACGUGGCAGCUUCAUGUGGUGGAGGGGUAGAUUCCUCCCAGUUCAGUGAAUAUGUGCUGUGCCGUGAGGACAGAAGACCACAACCCACCCCAACAAUCAGAAUAAAGCAAGAACCCCUGGACUAGAACCAACCCUUCCUCCUUUGUAACCAUAGAAGUGUUUAAUAGUCCCUUAUGUGAAACACUAAGGAUUUGCAAAACAGUAUUAGCAAACAAAUUGUGAUUUUAUGUUGCCAAUUAGUGAUAUUCGAAAACUACCUGUCACAUAGCCAGCCAUGAAACACAUUUGAAAAACCCACCUGUUUGUUUUUCAUGAUGAACAACUGAGCAUGCUCAGCGUACAAGGCUUUGUGGGAAUGUACUUUCAACCGAACAGCUGUGAUGUUGAAAAAGGCAAAGCUUCACAAAGUACUGACCCUUGAUUGGGCUUCUGCAGAAAGACCAAUUAAAGCAAUUUGAAUAUGUCAGCUGGAAAACAACAGUUCUUUUGACAGCACCCCUUCCCGCCUCAGUGAUAUUCUAAGGCAACGAAACAGGGUCCACCAAAAGAAAGAUGGUACCUUAAACACUGCACUGAGUAUCUUCCCUGUCUGAAUGCCACACUUCUCUCAUAUCAGAUGUGCUUUACACCUCCAUACGUUAUGUUACAUUUCUGUGAUUGUAACUCAUUUGUGCUAGCAAAUGGCUUAUUUUUAUAAAACUUUACAACUGAAAUAACUCUGCGUACAGAAUAUAAAAACAGAGAAGGACCAAUUCAUAGUCAUCUGGUGCUCAGUACUUUAAGCACAAUUGAGGACUAGUUGUUGGUAAUAUGUGCAAAAGUAGGGAUUUUUUAGUAAGGCCAUGUGACAUCAAAAGGGCAUAGCACAGGCCCCAAAAGUGGAGUUAUAGUUCUUUUGAGAUGCCAAUUUUGUUUUCUUCUUUCUCGCAGAGUUUCAGUGUUUUGCAUCAUCAGUGGAGUGGUGGUUCUGCCAAGCAUUUGCCAAAGCAUCUGCCAUUACCCUUUGUUAUUCGUUUACUGAACAUACUUAAAACCCACGUACAGGAGCAGGAGUUAACCAUUUUGGACACCCCUUAUUCUCCGUGGCCCUGGAAUUUUUACAAACGAUAAUAAAGCCCCAUACUUCUCUCUGUCUGACAGGAGCAGGCCAGGUUUUGUUUAGAUAUUUUUCAUUCUAUUAAUUUUGAACUACCAUUAAAAUACUGAUUUUAUAGCUGCCCUGUAUCUGUGUAUUUUUCGCUUUAAAGAAGCCAUUUGUCUGUAAGCGGUUAUUGUUCCUUUAACAAAUACAGUAUCAAUUCUUCUGACUUAUGCAGUUUCCUUAACACAGGAGAUAGCAUUGUGUUUGCAGGUGCAAGUAUAUAAAUAGCAUUCUGCUAAAUCCUGUUUACUGCUGUUUAGCAUGAUUGGGUCCUCAAUAACUAAUUCAUGUGUUAAUCGCAAUUUAGGUUCUCCCACAAUAAUUUAUAGAAUACUGUUGUAGAUGCUGAAUUUUAAUUAAAACUGUUUUUAGAUGCGUAGCUAUAUAGAACAAGGGACAGAGUAUUAAAUAGCAAUACUUGACAAUUCUGUUUCUCUAAUGCCAUCUGAUUACUUGGGCAGAAAUUAGGACUUGGAGUUUAACACUACAUUUUUCAAAAGUGCCGAGUGCCAGGUGCCCAUGCUGGAGACUGAACAUGGCUCUGAUUUUUGGAAAAUGCCCUCUGAAAAAUCAGGCCUCUUCAAAUUGCCCCAGAUUGGGCACCCAAAAUCACAAGUGACUCGUGAAAAUCUUAGCCUACUGGCCUGCUGCCUUAGCAGAACAGUUGACGGUCAUUUGGCCAAAUCUGUCUAAAGAUUUUUAAAGUUAUUUUAUUUCAUGGUUUUAUGCUUGCUUGACACACUACACAAAAUUGCUAGGUACUGCCAUAUUUGAAAAGAUGGCACUACGUUACCUUUCUAUGUAAGAUAUCUGUAGAAUUGUAUAUUAUACAUUUAAUAUUGUAAAAAAAUUUAACGUAUAAUUGUCAUGUAUUUGUGUAUACACAUUUCUGAUACACACCUUCAUGCCAUAAACAUUUCUGUAAAGUAAAAGAUCAAAACUGCAGCAAGUUGAAUGAACACUCACUUUAUCUCCCACACUCUUCAAGAGAGGUCAGAAGCUUGGGCUGUAUUUCCUCUGACCUUUGACUGAGUUCAGCUUAUUGUAGCCAUCUCUUCAAAAACAAUGUUUAUUGGUUCUAUAGAUUUUAGUUCAACUUCUGUUCAAAUUCUCCUUAAAGCAUCAGUUUAGCUCCUAACUUUUACCAUGUAUAUUCUGGUUUUGUGUUCAUUUCCUGAGCAGGGUGAUUCAGAGAUAAGUGGAGGCUGAACCCUUAUAUGUCUGCGCAUACUGUUCCAUUCAUUAACAUUCAGCUGGGAGAGGAAAGCUCUUCUGUAGUUACGGUACAUUCAGGCUUCAGGAGUAUGGGCCAAUCCUGCAGUCCUUACUCAGACUAAACUGCUGAAAUCAACAGGAAUUUUGGCCUUUGUCCAGGGUGGUAUCAGUAGGAACUGAUAUUAAGCACCUCUUCCAAGGGGGUGAGGAUUGUCAGCUCCAGUUGAAGUAAAAUGGAAGUUGAAGUGCCCCUGUGCUCCUCUCAGGAUCAAGCCCAUGGAUAGAAUGCUUUAGAUGUAUGUAGAGAGCCAUUAAGUAUUUGUGGUUUUGUUUGUCUGUUUUUUUCAGUUUGGUGUUCACCGUAUUUUUAUAGCUCAAUAAAGCAGCUACAGUACCGACAGCAGUUUGGUAAGGUGGCAUCAUAAAAGAUUCCAGGCUGCUCCAACUGAGUUAAAUGUGAACUUGAGAUGGAAAGUUUGAGCCAUGACAUCACAGCAUUAACUGCAAAAGGGCACUGGAGCAAGCAAGGCAUAUGGAAACAAUCACUUCGUUUAGAGAAAUAUGCCUUUUUUUUUUUAAAAGGAAAAGUUAAGCGAGGACAUGUUCUUUUAGUUAGCGACUGCAGGUCACUGAUUUAAUGUUUAUUACAGUUUCAUUUGUAUCUCUUUUACUUUUUUAUAUCCCUGUAUUCUAAAGUAGCAAUAUCAGCAAAAACUGAUGUGAAUUUUUACUUCUGUCCUAAACCAGAGUAACACAACUUGAUUAAGAACAUUGCUCAGUGUCAUGUAAAACAGUUUUUAAAAUAUCAUCACGUCUAGUAAAACUGUGGUUUGCAGACAGCGAAUGCUUUUCGUUUGAACGCCGAAAAGUAAACAUACCUUCUUUUUUAAUCUAAUUUCACUGAACGUAAUUGGUUGGAAUCUUUGCUGAGCACUGAAACUGUGGUUUUGAAAACUUCAGUCUUCUCUAGCACUUUUACAUGUACUGUUCUGUGCCACUGUGCUCCCAAGUCUGCCAGAAAAGUGAAAGGAAAAUGUUAUGUUGUGCUUAUUGGACAAAUCUUUAAGAAAGCAAAUGUUGUGUGCAUUCAUUGACUGUAUUUAAUAGCAUCAAGGUUUGUUGACAGUUUUAUUAGAUGUUUGACAAAGAAUAAGAAUCAGCACAACAGAACAUUAAAUACUCAGUUUAAGUAUUUCUUUGUGGGUAUUGUUAAUAUUUUAAUGCAAAAUGUUUUUGAACAGUGCUUAAAAACUACAAGACAAUGUGAAACUGAAAUUAAUGUUUGAUAAAUUAAUACUGUAUGUCACUCAAA
Molecule: messenger RNA, 5339 nt
Organism: Caretta caretta (loggerhead turtle)
Lineage: Eukaryota; Metazoa; Chordata; Testudines; Cheloniidae
Source: RefSeq, a predicted model, not a curated record